AUGCUUAAUUCGUAUGAAUUAAUAAUCAUUGUACUGCUGUAUUUAUUGACGAAUUCGGCAUAUGGUAAAGUCAAAAAUUAUGAAGGGUAUAAAGUAUUUUCAAUAUUCCCAAAAAGUGAUAGUGAUUUGCAGAUAAUUAACCAAGAAAGAAGACAGCAAAAGAAUAUUGCUAUAAAAUCUGAAGGAAAUUACAGUAUUGAAAAAUAUUUAAAAUACGCAGAGAUUAAUGACUACCUAAGUUAUUUACAUAUUAAAUAUCCAAAUAAAACACGAAUUAUAAAUAUUGGAAAGUCAUUCGAAGGGCGUGAAAUGAAUAUAAUACAGAUUUCAUCUGAUUUCGAAUCAUCAAACAAGCCUGCUAUAUUAAUCGAAGGUGGAGUACACGCACGAGAAUGGAUAGCGCCUGCACAAGUAUUGUUUAUUAUUCAUCAGCUUGCAGAAAUCGAUAAAAAUAAAUGGUUAAUAGAAAAUGUUGAUUGGUAUUUACUUCCAUCUUUAAAUCCCGAUGGCUAUGAUUAUACUUUUAGAAAGGAUCGAUUUUGGCGUAAAACACGUUCAAAUGUGUCAGAUGAAUGUAUUGGUGUUGAUAUGAAUCGGAAUUAUGGUUAUAAAUGGAAACAUUCAAUAUUCUGUGGUGAUAGUUUUGCUGGAAAUCAUAAUUUUUCUGAAUCAGAAUUAAAAGCAUAUUCAAAGUUUGCUGAAAGUAUUAAAGAUCGCCUUAAAUUAUAUUUAUCAUUUCAUAGUUAUGGGGAAAUAAUUUUGUACCCAUGGAGUUAUACGUAUUUGGAAUAUCCUAAUAAUUAUCUAGAAUUGAAAACUGUUGCGGAAAAACUUGGAAAAUUGAUUGGCGUAAAUUAUAUCACGGGUACUCCAGCACAAUUGAUUUACACAGCACAUGGUAGUAGCCUUGAUUGGUUUAAAGGAGUUCUGAAUGCUGAUCUUGUUUAUGCAAUUGAAUUAUCACCUGGAGGAUCAGGCUAUGUGGAUCGUGUUUAUGUUGGUUUUGAUCUACCGCCAAGGCAAAUAAAAGAAGUUGUAAGUAAAGUUUUUGUUGGAGUAGAAUAUCUUGGAGCGUAUGUGAAAAAAAAAUACGUGUAA
Molecule: messenger RNA, 1098 nt
Organism: Chrysoperla carnea
Lineage: Eukaryota; Metazoa; Arthropoda; Insecta; Neuroptera; Chrysopidae
Product: carboxypeptidase B-like
Exons: 5
Coding region: 1-1098 (365 amino acids)
Biological process (GO): proteolysis
Molecular function (GO): metallocarboxypeptidase activity; zinc ion binding
Source: RefSeq, a predicted model, not a curated record